Messenger RNA from Caenorhabditis auriculariae, 5014 nucleotides. The record is from the annotation of a GenBank genome assembly. Lineage: Eukaryota; Metazoa; Nematoda; Chromadorea; Rhabditida; Rhabditidae.
AUGUCGCCUCAUCCUUGGUUAUUAACUGUGGCCAUAAUUUUGGUUUUUCCGGCUUGUGCCUCCCCGCAGGUAAAAUUUAGAAUUUUUCCUAUUUUUCAUCGCACUGUUUCAGUAUAUUGCGAACGAUGUUGUUUCCGAUUAUGGAGAAGUAAAAGAGCUUCUGAACUCUUUUUACAGACGCCACGCUCGUCGUUAUGGAAAUGAUUAUGUAAUUGUUCUUUUCAAAUUUUAGCUAAUGUCUUUUCCAUGUCAGGACCCUUCUGCCAUUUUGAUCACCGAACCCAGUUUGGACCAAGCCAGUACUGAUAAAACAGAAGCCACAGUGAACAGGAAAAUUUGGACGGAAGUUUUUGAAAACGACAUUAUCUUGACCCUACCACAAGCGGAAGCCUUACUGAAAGAGCCAAGUGAGUUUUUGUAAAUCUUUAUCAAAAAAUCGCUGAGGUUUUCAAAUCAUCAAACUUUUUAGUUAGUUUUUAAAUGAAACCGUCUCUAGUUCUCACAAAAAAAAAUUUUUCUCGUGGAAAUUGAAAACUUUUAACCGAAAAAAAAAGUUGGUCAAUGAAAGAAAACUUACUAGACGUUUCAUUUUCAACUUUCAAUAAUUUUUUAGACUCUCGUAAGAAACGACAAGCAAACCGCGACCCACGCUUGUUCUGGACAAACCUCACGAUAUCCUACGAAUUUUAUGGCGGCGACGGUCAGAAUGAAAACCGUGUUUAGUAUCCAAACAGCCUAUUUUUCAGAUAAGUGGAAAAACUUGAUCCGAAGCGCUUUAAAACACGUCGAACAGAACGUUUGCUUCAAGUUCAAAGAGAAUGGAGGAGACAAGUGAAAAAAUUCUCAAAAAAAAUAACAAAAUUUUGAACUUCGUAGAGAUGGUUUGCGUUACUAUCGCGGCCAAGGGUGUUGGUCAAACGUUGGAAGAGUUGGUGGAAAACAAUUAGUAUCCAUUGGUUAUGGAUGCGAUGGGGUGAGAAAACUUUUUCCUUAAGGUUAUUUCGAUUUGAUGUUGAAAUUUUUCGAGAUUCAGAAAAUUAAAAAAUUAAAUAUUGCAAACUUUGAGACUUUCAAGACCUUCAGCUCUUCUCUCAAAAAGUUUUCUGGUCAACUUCCGCAAAUUUUCAGAGUUCCACAUAAUACUACCUUUUCUGUAUUCGAAAUUUUCCAAUUUUCAGUUGGGAAUCGUUUCUCAUGAAACUCUCCAUGCCCUGGGCCUCUGGCAUGAACAAUCUCGAGUCGACCGUGACGACUUUAUUUCCAUCGUUGCCGACAAAAUCACCCGGGUCAGUGUAAAAAGCGAGAAACUUUUCAAAAAAAUUUUUAGGGAACGCAAGGAAACUUUGCAAAAAGGUCUCUUGAUAAUACGGAUAAUUUGAGUGAGUUUCUUUUUCUUUUCAAAAAUUUUUCAUAACUUCAGACCAACCUUACGAUAUGGGAUCUGUUAUGCAUUACGGAUCAAAAGCUUUCGCUUACGAUUGGACUAGGUUUUUCUUUCAGGAAAAGGAAAAAAAAAUAUGAAUUCCAUUUUGAGUGACACAAUUGUGACCAAAGACUGGCGGUAUCAACAAACGAUCGGACAAAGAGAUGGAAUUUCUUUCAAGGAUGCGAAAAUUAUUAACCUCCGCUAUUGCACAGGUAAUACAAAAGAUAUGAAAUUAAAUGUUCUGAUUUACAUUUGAUAUUUUCCGAGCUCGAAAAUUGAUGUUACAGGUGUCUGUCGAGUACAGCUGCCGUGCCAAAACGAUGGUUACACAGAUCCCAACAACUGCGGCCAAUGUCGCUGCCCAUCCGGUUAUGGUGGAACUUAUUGUCAAGAAGUUGCUUACAGUACGAAAAAAGUAUGAAAUCGAAAUAAUUGAUUUAUUUACUUCAGCUUCUUGCGGUGGAACUUUGACGGCCACUGCAUCUUCUCAAACUCUGGCAAGUGGAAAUGCUCUUCCUAACGCUUAUUGUAUCUGGAGAAUAAAGGUUGUUCAUUGGAAAAUUUUGUUUUCGACUAUCAAAACUCUUUUCAGAGCAGAUAUGGAGAAAGAAUUGAAAUCAGUUUCAGUCAAGUGAGUCUCACAUGCUCGAACCCAUGCACGAGUUACGUCGAAGUGAAAGCCAACAAGGAAAAAACAGCAACAGGUCGGAAAAUCAUUCGAAAUAGAAAUUUAUACCUUUUGAAAUGAUGCAGGGGCCCGACUGUGCUGCAAAACUCCUGGAACGUUUGUCAGUGAGGGCGACGACGUUGUUCUGAUUUACAAAGUUGCACCCGACUCUCAGAUGGGAUGGCUCGGGUUCACGCUUCGCUAUAGAACUGGUAAGAAACUUUGAGAAAUUUUAAACAUAAGAUGAAAUAGUGUAAUGAACUUUUCAACACAGCAAGGCGCCCGACCCACAAAAAACGGUGGAAAACAAUUAAACCUCAACGACAAUGUUGGUUUAUAUCAAAGCUUCUUACCUUUUUUAAUUGAAAGCUUUUCUGCUUUAUUCCGCUUUUCUACAGUUCUGGACAAGAUUUGUCGCUUUUUUGUGAGUUUUGCAAAAACUCUAGUCGCUUUGGUUUUGAUGGGGUGUAUUCUCCGAAAAAAAAAGUACAUUACCGUCAGAAAAAUUACAGAAAAAACGGGGUUUCGUUCUCAACUCUCUUGCUAUGAACUUAAUCUUUUUGAAACUUUCAGGGAAACUCAAAUCCUUACAAGAAUUGUAUGACCAAAUUCGCGUUUUCUCGUAUCUUUUCUGACGGUCCUGUAUGUGAGUCCAUAAUGCCUUCGACUUCAUAGUGUUUAUAGAAAAAUUUUGGAUUUUUUUAUAAAAAGCUUUUUUUUUCUUUUUCUACGAUUUAUUCAAACGGUUAGUUUUUUUUGUCCCUAUAGAAGCUUUUCUCAUUUUUUAAACAUACUGCCUGAAGAAGUUUUCCAAAAAGAACCUUCCAGCCAAAGGAUAAACGAGUUUCUGCAGUAAGUUUGUCGCAAGCUAGCCGCGAGUAGACAAUAGGGCUUGCUCAAAUUUUCAAUGCCUUUUUGCUCAAUGUUUCAGUCUCCUUCCGAACCAUUCCAAAUUUGCAGUUGGUGAGCCGGAAACGACAGCCCCGUCUACUGUGGCGCCCACAACCACUACUGAAAGUGCGACAACCUCUGCAUAUUGGAUCAAAACGGCAAGUGGCGGUUGGAUUCACUGGGAGAAAUCGGCGGAGACCUUCGGGACCAACGAUGAAUCCAAUUCCAUACCUGAUUCCAUCAUUUCGCCCGACGGAAACAAAUUGGAUCCACAAAAACGCUCAGAAAGCUCUGAGAAGCACGCUGCACUUUCAACUGUCUCACCUGCACAAAAUGAGUCUGUGAGCCUUACACUUCGUUUUUUUUUCAGAAAGUUAGAAUAUCUUUCCAAGUUUUUGCCUGAUGAACCACAGAAAGCAUGCAAAAUCGUGACACAUUCAAUUGAAGUUAUUAGUCAAUUUUUCAGUCUACAUCAGUGAGUUGAUAAGAUCUUUAUCAAUUCUAUUUCAGCUGAUGGAAAAAAGUUUUAAUUGCACAAUGCAUGAAUUCAUUUUAUGUUCUGCACCUUGUCGGCACGUUUUGAAAAUCACAAAAGUUUUUUUUUUCAAAUUUAAUUUAGUAAGAAAUUCAGAAAAAAUUAUUUUUCUUUUUUUUUGCAUUGAAAAGUUUCAGAAAAUUAAAAAAAUUUUGUUUGAAAGUUUAUUAGAAGAUCCAAAAAAAUUAAAAUUUAUCCAUGUUAUAUACAUGACGGUUUUUUGACACAUGCAUGUUAGGUUUUGAUUAUUUUUAAUACACAUAACUUUAAGACAUCUUCCGAUUUUUCAGAAUCAUAAUCCUGUUUCAGACAUCUAGUGCUAGCGAGUGGGGGCUUUGGGGUGAGUGGUCCUCUUGCUCUCAGCCUUGCGGCGGAUGCGGAACUCGUACGCGAAUUCGCGCCUGCUACGGAGGUGGCAGAACAUGCCCGUAAGGAUUAUCAUAUUUAAGAAAAAAAGAUAGAGGCUACAUUUAAAAUCAAGAAUAAUUACUUCAAGUAAUCGAGGUGCUAUUUCUAUCGACGUUGUUACUAGAAACUAAUUUCAUUUAUUUUUGAGAAAUUUUAGUGGAAGCAAUUUGGUUACCGAGACCUGCAACGCACAAACUUGUACUCAACCUAAAAAAGGAAUGAUUUGCAAUGGAAGGCUCAUCAUGCCUUGCGAACUCAUCUCAAAGCUUCAGUUUGGAUCGAACAACGCUUUGAAUCCACGAUUGAGGGAUCUUCAACGUGAGUUUGGCCUUAAUCGCCCUUCAAAAAUCAUAUUUGUUGAAUUUUUGAAAACUGUAACAAUUGGGAGGUCCCCUCUAUUCUCACUCGAAUUGAGCCGUAUUUCGAGAGGGAGGGUCGACAUAUUUAAAAAAUGUAUAAGUUGGUUGGUGAGGUUCAAAGAAGGCUAGAAAAAAAAAAUUCAUUUUUUGGGAAUUUUAAAGUUUUCUGAACUUUUAAAAAGGAGCUAAAAUUUCAUUUAAGUUAAUAAAUCACACAUCAAAAAAACCUUUUCAGAAUAUUUUAUAUUACAAGCCAUCCGUGAAAGAUCAAAAGUGAUUAUUGAAUGAAUAUCUUCAUAGCUUUUUUUCAGACGCUCUUCCUUUGCCCCGCAUCGCUGCACGAGAAAGUUUGAGCAAAGAAAAGUGAGGCCUACAACAAAAUAUUUUGCCAGCAGCAUUAACUUCAGGAUUGCUCCCGAAUCAUCUUUCAUCAAAAGAGUGAAACGAAGAACGUCCAACCAACUCUGCGAAAAGUAUGCUUUUUAAUCGUUUCACAUUGCUUUUAUGGCUCUCUCGCAGGAAGUUCAUCUACCAAUGCCCGACGGCACUUCUCACCAUCAACGUGGAUUACAAAGACGACGUCCCACGCGACUCACUUGCGUAUCAGGUCAGUUCUUAUUCAACGCGAAAUCAAUCCUUUUUUUAUCCUUUUUCAGCAAAGCCAACUGACCUCCGAAUGUUGUAUUGGCUACACGGCGCAGUCAGGAGUUUGUUAUAAAAUUAACUAG